AUGUGUUGUAGUCAGGGGGCCCUCACUGGAAUUGGCACUAUACUGUUUGGACUUCCAGCCUCCAACAUUGUUCACUACCCAGAACUCUUCGUUUGGGUCAGUCAAGAACCGUUUGCAGGCAAGGAAAUGGAGAGAAGCCUUCCUAAGAGAAGGUUUCACGUCCCAAAGGAAGUGAAUGACAAGAAGAUCAAUGAGACCAACAGUGUCCCCCUGACUCCACUGGGCAGCAAUGAACCCCACUCCCCAAGUAUCAGUUACCUCCACUUGUUUGAAUGGCAACACCUCCAUCUGUGUUUCAUACCAUGUGUGGGUACUGAUGAGGUCAUGGUAUCACAUAUAGGAUUUUAA
Messenger RNA from Marmota flaviventris (yellow-bellied marmot), 348 nucleotides. The record is from RefSeq and is a predicted model, not a curated record. NCBI's taxonomy places the organism in Eukaryota, Metazoa, Chordata, Mammalia, Rodentia, Sciuridae.